AUGAAUUAUCCUCUAUUUAGAAUGCUCACUUUAAGGAGGGCAGCGGUGCACAAAACAACUAGCGACCAUCGCCAAGUCCAUUAUCUCGAACGCGUAUCCCACAUUUUUGGAGAUUUUGUCUCCCGCGGAAGGGAAGAAACGCGGAAAAGGUCCACCAGUCGUAAACCGAUGGUUCUCGUACAGAGGAGGACAUUGGAGGCUACGUGUUUGCAGGCCGCUGAACCAAAAAAAGGUGGCGUUUCCCGACGUCGAAGUUCGUGUGAGGUCUUCUCGGGGACGGCGGAAGAACCGACAUCUCCGAAAGAAUGGGUAUAUUAUCGAGCGAACCGGCCUUCGUGGAACAUCAACACCAAGGCUCCGAGACGGACAAGUCCUUCUGCUAGAUCCGGUAGGGGACUAGUGCUUCGAUUUGUUUGUGGAACUCUGUUAUUUUGGAUUCUGUCGUUAAGCUUGAAAAGACAGGUUGGACCGGCGCUGAGGGCAUUCGAAGCCGAGCUUGCCCUCACCGUGCUCCAAGGAAACCAAGCGAUCGACUUUUACGCUGGCACAGUUGGAGAAGAAGCACAACAAACCAAAAAUCUCUUGAAGGCUCUGCAGAGAGCAAAAGCUGCUCUGGAGAAGCAGAUAGAGGCACGGCAAAUAAAGAUCUUUUACAGCUCCGGUGAAACACAAGCCUCUUCCUACCAGCCAGUCGAUAGCGAAAUCACCCAAUGGCUCGAUGAGAAGGAAAUUGCUUUAGAGCACAAAAUUGCGGUGCUACAAACAAACUUGAAACAGCUUAGUCGAGAUUUUGUCAAUAGCCGAUACGGACCUGGUCCCCAUCGUGUCGAAUUUGCAAUCGAGUUUCGCAACCACGAAAAUUUGCCCGUUCCUCAAAGUUUUAUCGUAGAACUCGCUCCCCUGGAUCUUUUACCCCAUGCGGUGCACUUUUUCUUAGAUCUUGUUCAUCACGGCAUAUGGAAUGACACUGUCUUUCUACACCAUGAGGAUGUGAGACACAUAAUUGCGGCGGCUCCUAUCGACUUUGACACCCAAGAAAUUAAGUUUAGACAGCUAGAUGAACUCGAAUGGAGUGGCUUGGGAUUCCCCGAAUAUUCGAAGGAAAUGGCGCACGAAAAAUAUACGCUCGGAUUUGCCGAUCGGGGUCCCACGUUCUAUAUCAACACAAUGGACAACACGGUUGCCCAUGGCCCAGGCGGUCAGGGACAUCACACACUUCCGAAUGACGCCGAUCCGUGCUUUGCCAAGAUAGUGGAAGGGACAAAGGUCGUGGACUCGCUAGUCCGUAUGGGAUUGUUACACACCAAGUUUGAAGAAGGUCAGAGCCAUCCGUGGGCCGAUAGUGAGCACACCUGGACGCGUAUUGUCUCUGCCGCAAUACUGUAG
This is a messenger RNA of Phaeodactylum tricornutum CCAP 1055/1, 1386 nucleotides long. RefSeq lists its product with no specific name. The coding region runs from base 1 to 1386 and encodes 461 amino acids. Lineage: Eukaryota; Bacillariophyta; Bacillariophyceae; Surirellales; Neidiaceae. The record is from RefSeq and is a predicted model, not a curated record. The transcript has 2 exons.